AUGGCUCAUUCACUCUACAAUAUACUAAAACCCCAGUGGAAUGGGUGCUUAUUUUAUCGUUCCAUAUUUCUGCAUGGUACAGUUAGCCACCCCGUGCAAAAAAUCCGUUAUAAGUGGAAUGAGGGGCCCAACUCCAUAGACAUAUCAAGUGAAGUCAAGUCCCUGCCGCCGUUCAAGAUUCUCGGCCAUCGACAACGAUCUAUGGAGAUUUCUCUUAGGACAGGAAAUUACUCCCGAUUGGCUUGCGAAAUCCAAUUUGUGCGUUCACUGGGAUACUAUUUGAUUCAAAUAUACAUUCCGUCUACAUUAAUUGUGAUCAUAUCAUGGGUAUCAUUUUGGUUCAAUCGAAACGCAAUACCCUCACGUGUCUUUGUUGGUGUGACCACUGUACUGGCCACGACUUCUUUUGUGUCUUCAAUUUACUCUGCUCUUCCCAAGAUUUCGUAUAUUAAAUCCAUUGAUGUUUACCUCGGAUUUUGCUUAAUAAUGGUCUUCGCUAGUCUAUUAGAAUACGCUACUGUUGCAUACAGGCCUAAAAGGAUUGAAAUGAAGAAACAACAAUUUACUGCUAUCCAGGCUGCAGAGAAAAAGAUACAUAUCGAUGGGCCUCCUGGCACGUCUGAGCCACUUCCACCGCCUAGAACAAGCACACUUCCAAGACCUGCUCAGCCUAGCCGCUCAUCGUCCUACAACUCUCACACACAGGAGGUAUCCAUCGAAAUCCACGACCCGAAAGCAUAUUCAAAUAGUGUGUCUCAUGAAAACACGAUUAAUGCUGCAAGAGCCCCCUCACCGUCAGCGCCAGCUGCUCCUCCCUCAGAAGAAGAAAUACCACCGCAUCUACUACAAGAAUUGAAGAACACCAACAAGCUGUUUGGCACGACCCCUUCGGACGUCGACAAGUACUCGCGCAUAGUUUUUCCCGUUUUAUUUUUCUGCUUCAACCUAAUGUACUGGAUUAUAUACCUUCACGUUUCGGAUGUCGUUGCUGACGAUCUGGUACUUUUCCGCGAAGCAAUAUAA
Molecule: messenger RNA, 1023 nt
Organism: Pieris macdunnoughi
Lineage: Eukaryota; Metazoa; Arthropoda; Insecta; Lepidoptera; Pieridae
Source: the annotation of a GenBank genome assembly